AUGCCACCUGCGCCCGUGGGCCACAGUGCCUCGGUCGGCCGGCGGCUGCCUAUUGGCCGUGGCGGGCUUCUUUGUCCCCCGAGCCCUUCGUACUUCGCGUCUUUUGCUUCUUUGCUCGGGCGCGCAUGGAAUGGAAUGAAUUCCGACACGCGGAAUGCGCGGCCACAGCAGCAGCCCUACAUGAUACAGACGUCGAGGCUCUCGGCCCCAGGUGGGUUCCUACGGCGGCGGCGGCUCUCGUGGCACGCAGCACGCACCGCCCCUUUGGGCUCGCGUAAUUACCACGUCCACGUCCAACGCAGUAGUCGCCCAAUUUUACAUGCACCAGCUAUUGCCCAAAAGAUGCAGGCGGAGGAUUGCGGGCCAUUUAGCCAGGCCUGUUGGCAGGAGCAGCAACAGGCGCGGGGCCCUGAGUAUGGGCGCGCGCGCGCACGCAUCCAGCAGCGCGGCGGAGGAGGACGGACGGGCCUCUUUUUGUCUCGUCUGGUGACAGGCUGCUGGCGGCGGGCAAGCGAUGACGGGCGGGGCGCUAUUUUUGGGUGGCCGCCGAUAUUGGACCCCAGUCCCGCCAGCCUUUAG
This is a messenger RNA of Trematosphaeria pertusa, 579 nucleotides long. RefSeq lists its product as uncharacterized. The record is from RefSeq and is a predicted model, not a curated record. Lineage: Eukaryota; Fungi; Ascomycota; Dothideomycetes; Pleosporales; Trematosphaeriaceae. The transcript has 2 exons. Bases 1 to 579 code for a protein of 192 amino acids.